UUUAGUGUCACAAAAGUAGUGAUUAUUGUAUUAAAAUUACGCUACAGUCUGCCCUAUAUAAUCGAAAUGCAGCUUUUCGUGCGAUUUUGUCUGUUAAUGCUAUGCCUUGCUCUUGUGGAUGGAGCUCCAUCAAUGACAGAUGCUCAAUUAGAACAGACUUUAACUGACAGGAGCACCAUGCAGAGACAUUUGAAAUGCGCGUUAGGGGAAGGGCCUUGCGAUCCAGUUGGAGUACGACUCAGAACAUUAGCGCCAUUGGUCCUUCGAGGCGCUUGCCCGCAGUGCUCCGCGCAGGAGACCAGACAGAUUCGACGCACCCUGGCAUUCGUGCAGAGGAACUACCCCUGGGAAUGGGCGAGAAUCAUCAAUCACAUUAUUAUCGCUCUUUGUGCGUUGGCGGCAACUUGCCUCGCGCAGGCCCAGACAGACAGGCCUCCAGUCUCUGACACAGCACUCGAGGAGGCCCUCAACGAUAAACGUUUCAUACAACGACAGCUGAAGUGCGCUCUCGGUGAAGCGCCUUGCGAUCCCAUCGGCAAACGUCUCAAAACACUAGCGCCAUUGGUCCUUCGCGGCGCGUGCCCGCAAUGCACGCCACAAGAAACGAAACAAAUUCAACGCACGUUAUCUUACGUACAAAGAAACUUUCCGCAGCAGUGGGCCAAGAUCGUGCGCCAAUACUCCGGCUGAACAUUAUUAUUAAAUUGUAAAGAGAAACUCGUUAUCAAGGCUGAAUUGUACUAUUAUAUUCUUUGUCCAGUGUCAACUUCAAUUUUAAAUUGACAAAACUGUUUUCAAAUAAAAUUGUUAAAAUUUGUCUGUACCAUACUUAAGCUAAAAAAUAUUGUUUUAGUAACUAUUUUGUGGUAUUAAGGACAUACCUACUUUGUAUAUUUAUAACUAAAAUAUUAUGAUGGACCACAAAUGCAAAGAAAAGUUUUUGAACCAGUAAUAUGUUGCUCAAAAACAACAAACUCUUGACCACAAAUUUAAUAGAACUUCUGUGUGUUUGUAACGACUCCUAAAAGUAAAAAUCUUCCUACGAGAGGAAGAUAAUACAGGCAAAAGUUUUAUAAAAAACUCAAUUUAUUUCCUAAUGGGUCUAAGUCAAUCCCUCGCUUAAAUGAAAUAGUGUUCAAAUUAAAAAAAAGACUACUAAUAAUGUGUAUUUAUUGUGAAAACUGUACUUAUUAGGAAGAAACAUCAUCAUCGUCAUUAUCGCCAGUGAUGGCUUUAGAGAGAAUACAACAUUUAAAAUAUUUUUGCGUAUUUUAAUUACUUAAGACUUUUUAAUAAGUAAGACUACAAGUCUUAUAAAAUAGGCGUAUAGUUCUCAAGUAUUGUAAUCUAAUUUUAAUAAGUGUAAUAUACUCUUUUUUAACAAUAAAUCUCAAAGAUUAUUUUUUUUA
Messenger RNA from Papilio xuthus (Asian swallowtail), 1409 nucleotides. RefSeq names its product chemosensory protein 16 (gene CSP16). Bases 67 to 690 code for a protein of 207 amino acids. The transcript is spliced from 5 exons. The record is from RefSeq and is a predicted model, not a curated record. NCBI's taxonomy places the organism in Eukaryota, Metazoa, Arthropoda, Insecta, Lepidoptera, Papilionidae.